Molecule: messenger RNA, 3512 nt
Organism: Solanum lycopersicum (tomato)
Lineage: Eukaryota; Viridiplantae; Streptophyta; Magnoliopsida; Solanales; Solanaceae
Product: glyoxysomal fatty acid beta-oxidation multifunctional protein MFP-a-like
Biological process (GO): fatty acid beta-oxidation
Cellular component (GO): peroxisome
Molecular function (GO): NAD+ binding; (3S)-3-hydroxyacyl-CoA dehydrogenase (NAD+) activity
Source: RefSeq, a predicted model, not a curated record
UAGCAGUCCAUGGAGAAGCAACAGAGAGCAAACGACGGCAAAUCGACGGACCGGAAAAUUCUGUCGGAGGUCGGGGAACAUGGCGUAGCUAUUAUCACUAUCAAUCGUCCACCUCUCAAUCUGCUUUCUGUUGACGCGGCGUAUCAGAAUUUUGAGCCAAUCAGUGCAAAAUAGUACUUUUUUUUGGGGAAUUAUUUGAGGCGUAUAGAUAAACAAAUGCUCAAAUUUGUCCGAAAAAGCAGAAUUGAACACUCCCAUGUUAAGUACACACAUCUGCACACUUCAACUCAUCUUCAUAGUGUCAGUUGAACUCUACAACUUGCAAAAUGAUCAUCUAAAACAUCUUCAAAAUUUUUAUGUGUUACUUAAGUUUCAGGAGACUAGUUGGGGUGUGUAGUUGCCAAAUGAGACUAUUUAAGGUGUCUAGAUGUGCACUCUCGAAGUUGGAGUGCUUACAUGUUAGCUGAGGCUGAUUUUGAGUGUUUGUUUAUGUUUUGUGUCAUUAUUUAAUUGUAUAUGUGUAGUUCAAGCGGAAAGUAGUGGGCACACUGCAAGUUCAUUGCAUCCGCAGAUUUUUCUUUUCAUAUUUGUAGAAGAUUUGAAGCUGCUUUGGAGUAGAAGUGGACUCCUUUUGCAUUAAUUAGCUUUACUCAGUGACUGAAUUGGAACGAGCAUUCAUUAGUUGAAUUGUAAGAUGUAAAUAAAUGAACUUCAACUGUUCAUAUUUAUCAUCAAUUCUCAAUGGAGCAGAAUAAACAUAGAUGAUUUAUGUGGUUAAGGGGAACUAUUUUGGGAUUGAGUCGUAGUUGAGUGAUCAAGUGCUGCUCCUUUGUUUAGCGUUGACAAAUUUACUUGUGGAAUGCUCUCUAGUGCUUUCCUUAUUAGUUGCUAUGUCUUCUUCAUUGUCUUUUCCUUCUCAUAACUACUUUGAUGUGCUGCACUUGAGCCGAGGGUUAUUUUGAAACAACCUCUCUACCUUCAUGAAGUAGGGGUAAGGUCUGCAUAUACUCUACUCUUCCUGGACGCCACUUGUGGGAUUACAUAGGUGGUAUUGAGCUUGAAAGAGAAGAUUGAGGAAGCUAUACGUAAAGAUAGUGUGAAGGCAAUUGUCAUUACUGGUUCAAGAGGAAACUUCUCAGCAGGAUUUGUUGUAACAGCUUUUGGUGGAAGUCAACAGAGAAAGACACAUAGAGAACUUGGCUUUAUGUCAAUUGACUUUAUCACUGACACAUUGGAAGCUUCAAGGAAACCCAUUGUUGCUGCUGUUGAAGGUUUUUGUUUGGGAGGGGGAUUUGAAAUUGCACUAGCUUGUCAUGCUCGCAUAUCAACAUCUACCUCAAAAUUAGGUCUUCCCGAACUUCAGUAUGGGAUUCUUCCUGGGUUUGGAGGAACACAACGGCUUCCUCGGCUGGUUGGCCUUCCAAAGGCUCUUGAAAUGAUUCUGACGUCAAAGCGGAUAAGUGGAGACGAAGCUUGCAAUAUGUGCCUAGUGGAUGCUAUAUCUCCAUCAGAUCAGUUGCUUGGAUCAGCUUGUCAAUGGGCUUUGGAUAUAUUAGAAUGUCAAAGACCAUGGUCUAUCAGUCUUUUCAGAACCGAUAGAUUAGCACCUCUGGCAGAAGCUAGGACAUUGCUCAAUUCUGUCAGAGCUCAGAUUCAGAAACAAAAUCCAAAUGUUAUCCAUCCCUUGGUUUGUAUUGAUGUCAUUGAACAUGGUAUUCUUUGUGGCCCUCGUAAUGGACUAUGGAAGGAAGCUGAAGCUUUACAUGAACUUCGACAAUCUGAUAGUUGCAGGAGCUUAGUGCAUGUAUUCUUUGCAAAACAAAACACUUCAAAGAUUCCUGGGAUUACUGAUAUAGGACUGGUACCAAGGAAGAUUAACAAGGUUGCUAUACUUGGUGGGAGCUUGAUGAGUUCUGAAAUAGCAACAGUGCUGGUACUUGCAAACUAUUAUGUAAUCAUGAAGUAUAUAGAUCAGAAUUCUCUGCAGAGUGGCAUUGGCAGAGUUAAUGCCAAUUUGGAAGGACGUGUUAAGGAAGGAAGAAUGACUCAAGAGCAUUAUAAAAAAGCGUGCACGCUUUUAAAGGGUGUUUUGAGCUAUGAUAACUUCAAAGAUGUGGAUCUAGUCAUAGAGGACAUGCCUGACAUUGUGUCCUUGAAGCAGCAAUUUUUUGCUGAUCUUGAUGAAUGUUGCCCUCAUCACUGCAUUUUUGCUUCAACUACUUGUAUAGUCAACUUAGAUUUGAUUGGAGAAAGGAUGAAACCAUGUAGGGAGAUUGUUGGGAUCCACUUUUUUAGCUCACCCUCUGUCACUGAUCUCCUGGAAAUUGUCCGAACAAAGAGGACAUCCCCUCAAACGCUUGUUGAUCUGUUAAACUUUGGAAGGAGGAUUCAAAAGACUCCUAUUGUAGUUCAGAAUUGUACAGGUUUUGCAGUCAGACAUAUGUGCUUCCCCUACUUGCAGGCAGCGAUGCUUCUUGUUGAACAUGGUGCUGAUGUGUAUCAGAUUGAUAAGGCGCUUACCAGCUUUGGGUUGAAACUGGGUCCAUUUAGAAUGCUUGAUCAAGAUGGAUUCCUGUCUGCAGCUGUGCAUGAUGUGAAAUUCCUUGAGACUUUUCCAGAUAGAUCUUACAAAUCGAAUUUGAUUCCAAUCAUGAGGAAAAAUAACGGUGAAGGUAAAUACUCUUGCCAGGGCUUCUACACAUACAAUGACAAGGAAGAGGCAAGCCCAGAUCCCGAAAUAUCAAAAUAUAUAGAAAUGGCGAGAAGUAUGUCUGGUAUCACCAUUAGAUCAAAGUUGGCAACGUUGUCCGAUGGAGAAAUUGUUGAGAUGAUUCUUUUCCCUGUACUGAAUGAAGCAUGUCGCAUGAUAUCAGAGGCAAUUAUAGUGAAAUCCUCUGAUCUUGAUGUUGCUUCAGUUUUGGGUAUGGGAUUCCCUGGAUACAGGGGAGGCAUAAUUUUUUGGUCUCACUCUGUUGGCUCCAAAUAUAUUUGUUCAAAACUGGAAGAAUGGUCGAAGGAGUAUGGAGAGUUUUUCAAGCCUUGUGCAUACUUAGUCGAACAAGCUUCCAAGAGAAGUUCUUUGGGGGCGCAGGUUAAGCAGGCCAAGUCGCUUUUGUAAGAUUGUCAUGAUGACAACAACAUAUCAUUCUAAUACCCAGUUCAUAUGUCAGAUAUUUGUGCAAUGUUGUAAAUACUCAUGCUAGUUGGAAUUUACCCACACACUGUAGUUGCUUGAUCUUUAUGUAUCAUUCACCUAACGGGAUCAUAGUGACUGAGACUGCAGUUAUGUGUUGUAUAAAGUCUAUGGAUAGAGUUGGCUUGAAAUGGAUAAAGAUGAAAAGGAAGAUGGUGCUGAUCGCUGUAUUAAAUAUACAUGUAAUUCAGGUGAAGUUUGUGUUUUUACAUGUCAAUCAACAGUUUUCAUUUUUUGGUUUUCUUCUUUGUCGGAGUCAAACAGUAUCUGCUUUUAGACGCAUACUAUUGUGUUUAGUGGCGGAGCCACUCUUGUUCAA